Molecule: messenger RNA, 1782 nt
Organism: Metschnikowia bicuspidata var. bicuspidata NRRL YB-4993
Lineage: Eukaryota; Fungi; Ascomycota; Pichiomycetes; Serinales; Metschnikowiaceae
Exons: 1
Coding region: 1-1782 (593 amino acids)
Biological process (GO): nucleosome assembly
Cellular component (GO): nucleus; CAF-1 complex
Source: RefSeq, a predicted model, not a curated record
AUGAGCCCCGAGGAGCUGCAAGAAAAUGCUGUCCCGAACAUCUUGCACGACAUUCAUGCUCCGACUUUACAUCUGCGGCCUAAAAGACUCAAAACGUCCCUACGCAGCUCCAUCACCGGCACACCCGGCACAGGACCAAACCCUGACAUCAACAGCGAAAUAAUUGUUGUUCGUUCCUCGCUGGCAUCUCCUCUAAUAACCGAAGAAGCCGAAUUCGGCCACACAACCUCCAACACGGAGCUGCAGCCAGGAAAACUCACUAAAAGACAAGCAGAGCGUCUUGAAAAGCAAAAACUCCGAGAGGUUGAGCGGAUCGAGAGAGAGCGCAAAAAAGAAGAAGAGCGGAAACAAAAGAAGGAGGACCGUGAGAAGAAAGAGCUAGAAAGAAAGCAGAAACGAGAGGCAGUCGAGAAGGAAAAAGAAGAAAGGCGUGAGCAGGAAAGGCUCCGCCGGGAGGAGCGCCGACUAAAAGUCGAGGAGGAAAAAAGGGCCAAGGAAUUGGAGCGCAAAUCCAAAGAGCAGGAACGCAGGCAGAAGGACGACGAACGCAGGAAAGCCGAGGAGAUGAAGGACCGCAGUCAGAUGAAGAUAUCCAAUUUCUUUGCUGUGAAACCUGCCAGGAAGGAAGUGGCUGCAGCAAACACUGCUUCCUCUGCCUUGGCUCGAAGCAAACCAGCUACUCCCCCGCUGACUGCCAAAGAACUAAACAAUACAUCGGAAGCAGACUCGUACAUCACUGACUUUCUUCCGUUUUUUCAGAAACGCAAUGUUUUGCUAGCGCCACAAAGAAAGCUUGAGCCCGAACUAAUAGCGGCAACGAAACUGGCAUUUGACUGUGCCCUCACCCAACAGAAAGCUGCGCCUGACCUCGGCGAAAUAUUCAAGAGCCCCCCACCGACGGAAUCAAAGUCUUUCACAAGCUCCCAGCAAAUGGUGGAUGCACUCAACUCGUCGCAGAUGACCGAAGGGGCACUUUUCGGAUUGGUCAGUAACUUGCCUCCCGUGAAGUAUUUGCAAUUUUACGAAAACGCCAAGCCUCCAUACGUGGGCACGUGGUGUUCAGAAAAGCACCUCUCCACUUCAGUUCCGCCAGCCCAACCUUUGAACACUUCUGCUACGGGUCUCGAUUACGGCUAUGACUCGGACCUCGAUUGGCAAGAAGGAGACGAGGGUGACGAGGAAGAUAUCGACGAUCUAGACGAAGGAGAUGACGAGGAAGAUGAUGCAGAAGAUGAUGAAAUGGAAGACUUUGUGGAAAACUCCGAAACCAGCAAGCGCGGGCUCGUUGGCCCGCUCCAGUCAGUCAGUGUAUGGAACGACGGGUCGCACAACGAAAUCUUCGACGAAUUGAAGUACGAACGUCUCCAAUUAGCAAUCAACUUUCCAAUCGACCCUUUCAAAGACUACUGGACCACGCCCAAGGAGGCAAAAGACUUGAAUGUGCAGCUGUCAACAGAACUGAAAGAAAAUCCGGUGGUGUCGGUAACGCAGCUUGGGACACCUGUCAAGACAGACGUUCCGGAGAAGAACCAAACGCCCAACGUGCUCACACCCCAAAAGCCGAUCAUCAAAGACAAAGAGAUCGUGGGAAACCUUGUUGAGUUUAUCAAGAACAACAACGAUUUCUCGAUCGGCACGCUUUCGGAGUUGGCCAAGAAGGAGUUCAAGGUGUACACGAAAAGCAUUCUCAAGCACACAAUUCAAGAAAUUGCGUUCUACAACAAAAAAACAAGUACGUGGGAAAUUAAAGACUCUUCAGAUACAACAGCCAGGUGGAACUGA